Messenger RNA from Python bivittatus (Burmese python), 2149 nucleotides. Its product is annotated as pancreatic alpha-amylase-like. Gene Ontology annotation, molecular function: cation binding; alpha-amylase activity. Gene Ontology annotation, biological process: carbohydrate metabolic process. The record is from RefSeq and is a predicted model, not a curated record. Lineage: Eukaryota; Metazoa; Chordata; Lepidosauria; Squamata; Pythonidae.
GGAGCAGAGAAAGAUCCAUUGCCCAUAGCAACAUGUGGAUUUUAAUUCUCCUUGCUGCUCUGGAGCUUUGUUGGGCUCAAUAUAGCCCAAAUACAUUGCCUGGAAGGACGUCUAUUGUUCACCUCUUUGAAUGGCGUUGGAACGACAUUGCUCUUGAAUGUGAACGUUACUUAGCGCCUAAUGGAUUUGGUGGAGUUCAGAUCUCUCCUCCAAAUGAAAACCUUGUUGUUACAACACCAUGGAGACCAUGGUGGGAAAGAUACCAACCCAUCAGCUACCAGCUAUGUUCACGAUCUGGAAAUGAGAGUGAAUUUAAAGACAUGGUGAUCAGAUGUAACAAUGUUGGAGUAUACAUUUAUGUGGAUGCUGUUGUCAACCAUAUGUGUGGGGCUGCUGCUGGAUCUGGCCACUAUUCUACAUGUGGAAGUUACUUUGAUUCAGGGAAGCGAGAUUUUCCUGCUGUACCCUAUUCCGGGUGGGACUUCAAUGAUGGGAAAUGCAAAACUACAAGUGGAGAGAUAGAAAAUUAUAAUGACCUUUACCAGGUUCGGGACUGUCGCCUUGUUAGUCUUCUUGAUCUUGCACUAGAGAAGGACUACGUGCGUUCCAAAGUUGCAGAGUAUAUGAACCAUCUAAUUGACAUUGGUGUGGCAGGAUUUCGAAUAGAUGCUGCCAAGCACAUGUGGCCUGGAGAUAUGAAAGCAUUUCUAGACAAACUAAAAAAUCUCAGCACAGAGUGGUUUGCUGAAGGGACAAGGCCAUUCAUCUUCCAAGAGGUGAUUGAUCUAGGUGGGGAGAGCAUUAAAUCCAAUGAGUACUUCGGAAAUGGCCGAGUAACUGAAUUCAAAUACGGUGCAAAACUAGGGACAGUCAUUCGCAAGUGGAAUGGAGAAAAGAUGGCUUAUUUGAAGAACUGGGGUGAAGGCUGGAGUUUUAUGCCUUCUGAUAAAGCUGUGGUCUUUGUAGACAAUCAUGAUAAUCAGAGAGGUCACGGGGCUGGUGGAGCUUCCAUUUUGACCUUCUGGGAUGCCAGGCUCUAUAAAAUGGGAGUUGGCUUCAUGCUUGCACAUCCGUAUGGCUUUACAAGAGUCAUGUCAAGUUUCCACUGGCCUAGAUAUUUUGAAAAUGGAAAGGAUAUUAAUGACUGGGUUGGACCUCCCAGUUAUGAAGAUGGAUCAACUAAACCUGUAUCAAUUAAUCCAGACACAACCUGUGGCAAUGGCUGGAUCUGUGAACAUCGGUGGCGUCAAAUAAGAAAUAUGGUUAUUUUCCGCAAUGUUGUGAAUGGGCAGCCAUUUACCAAUUGGUGGGACAAUAACAGCAAUCAAGUGGCAUUUGGUCGUGGCAACCAAGGAUUUAUUGUCUUCAAUAAUGAUGACUGGAAUCUGACUGCGACUUUGCAGACUGGCCUUCCUGAAGGAAUUUACUGUGAUAUUAUAUCUGGGCAGAAGGAGGGUAAUAUCUGUACUGGAAUUAAAAUCCAUGUCCAUGGAGAUGGCACUGCUUAUUUUAACAUUAGCAAUGAUGCUGAGGAUCCAUUUGUUGCCAUUCAUGUCAGUGCUAAAUUAUAAUCUCAGUAAGAGAAAUGUAUUUCAGCAAUUUUGCUUUGCGAAAUAAUUUUGGACAGAUGCAGAAUAAUUUGGACACCUUCAAAAGAAUGUUUGUCUUCAGGUAGAUUUUCCAUUUGCUUUACUGAAAAAUUGUCUUUGCCCUUUGUUUUGUUUGUGGGCUUUUGUUACAUUUUGCCUGUCAUCUCUUACCUCAAAUAGCUUCAGGUGGCCAGUCUUGUGACAGAGCAUAAAAUGUAUAAAAUAGUCACAAUGUUCACUGUCCCAUCACAUAUUGAUUUUCAUCCCACCAGUAGCUAGCUCUGACCUCUGCAAAUUUGGUCUCUCUCUCCCCAUAUCUUAUGCUAUAUAUAAGACUCAUCACAUAGAAUAACCACUAUAUAGAAGGGGUUUCAGACAAUCAUCUUCUGGUAACAACCGUGCAUGGAUUUACCCUAGGUCUAGAUUCAUUUUUUCCCCAGUUCAAUCAACCUACUCUGUUACUUUGCCCUCACAACAAAAGCAGUUGCAUAGCAGGAAAAAGAGUGGAUCUGUGGAGGCUGCCUCCAAAAAGUGAGUUACUGUUAGCCCUUUGAGGUAGU